CAGGCAGGCAGAUGACAGACAGGCAGGCAGGCAAUCAGACUGCAGCCAGACAGACAGGCCGCCAGACAAGACUGACAGGCUAGCCAACUCAAGACAAGGCAGGAAUACAUUAGGACUUAGUUUUUUCUUCUUUCUCUACUCUCUUUCCCACUGAUCUUAACACACUAAAACAUUUUAACAGACUUACAUAUUAGGACUGGUUGUUUAAGUUGCUACUUAGACCACACAGACCGACCAGACGACCUGCACAGGAAAACUAAUCAGAUAGUCUAAGCUAAUUAGGGUCGAGGGUUGGAGGGAGGGGGGCUUGAAAAAGCAUAGCAGACCAAGCCCUGAGAGAUUUUGUGAUGAUAAACAGACUACAAUUUCCAUGUUAUGCCUUUUUAGAAAGAAAUUGUAAGUGAAUCAAUUUGUUGGCUAAUGCUGUGAUAAGUCAGAGCGACCAGUAAGCGCAUUUUCCAUGGACUUGUCUCUGAGUAGAGUUAGGUUCAUUUCAGAUUGUUCACUGGAAAGGAGGACUCCGGGGGGGGGGGGGGGGAUUUGACUUCUCUAAAGUUUCCUUAAAUACCAGGCCGUCAAUUAGGCGAAAUGAGAAAUGAUCUGGGAUUAUCUGAUGUCUGUUUCACCAUUCCCAUGCUCCCUGAACACCACAGUCAGUGCCUGUGCACGCAGAGAUGGAAGGCAGGGGCCCCAGUACUUCCUGGAGAUUCAGACAGUUGUAUGCGUCUGUCUUUCUGUCUGUGUGUGUGUGUGUGUUUUGGAGCGUGGGGUGGUUGAGAAAAACGGGAGAGAGCUUAAAUUCAACAGGACCCCCAUUGCUUGGUGUUUGAGUAGAGUUUUGGCAUUCCCUCUUUUGUCUGUUUUGUUUUGUCUCCCCCCCACCCCCUCCCCCCCCCCCCCCCAUCUCCUCUCUCCCUCACCCUCCACUGUGUCUGUUGGCUGAUGAGUUUGUCUCUUUGUCUGGAUUCAGUCAGACACUGCGUCACCUCCUGCCUACAGACACACAGACUCAGAGAUAACAUCAGAGUGGCAGAGACGAAGGCAGGGGGGUGGGAGGGACGAGCGAGGGGGGGGGGGGGGCGAGCGAGGAGAGAGACAGAUGUACAGACAGAGCCUAGCAGUGGGGGAUGGGUAGCCCUUACACAUCAAUCAUUGGCUGUGUGCCGUGGAGCCAGCCUGUUGUAGCAGUUCAUAGUUCAACACUCAGAAGCACUCUACCAAUACUAAUGAGUGCAUGGAUUACUAUGGGAAAUGGGACCAAACUGUGUUCACAUACCAACUCUUCCACAACCAGUUAACGGCGGACUGACACAGGCAGCCUCGGGAGGAAUCCUGCGUGUGUGAAACGCCGCCCUGCGAUGGCACCUCCCCCCUCCCACACAGACCUAGCACCUCAGUGUUUGUGUUCCACCUCCCAGGAUUCUAGCUCACCCAGGCUGCAAUUAGCUCAGCAAGCCCUCAGGUAACUACAGCCCGGGUUUCUCUCCUCCGCUCCGGUGAACGGAGCUGCGGCAAAGGAGGGAGGCCAUGAGUUGCUAGCGUUAGCCGUUGGACGUGCGAGCCACGUUAACCUCCCGUCGGCGCUCGCCAGAGCUGAGACGGUCUUAAACGGGGACAGGAGAGGAGCUUGGGGUGGCGGCGUUCGAUCCUCUCUUCUGAACCCCGGCCGGCGUACCUCCCAACACUCAGCCGGCGAGUCUGUGAAAAAAAGGGGCCUCAUCCGGAGAUGCUGCCGGAACGCCGAGAGAGCGUCGGAACGCGAGGGGUUAACAGACACAUACGGGCUGCCUGGGGCCGUUCCAUACAGCAGGCAUCACAGGCCCUCUGCACACGAUGAACAUGGAGGGCAGGGAUGACUUCACCGAGGACAGCGAAUGCCACAGCAACAACUCCCAAGAGCAGGACAGCAUAUCAGAAGACAGCGACAGUGACCUCGACAACCCCGGCGACGACUCGUCCUCCAACACCUCGGCCGACGACCACAUGACCUCCAAGGGAGCGCAGUGCCGCCUACAGGGCGGAGGGGUCAAAGAGGAGAACGAGGAGGGGGCCGACCUGGGCAGCAACUUUGUGUGUCCUCUCUGCACCCUGGACUUCAGCUGCCCAGAGCAGCUCAUCGCACACGUCUACCAGCACACCUCCAUGCUGGGUGGCAGUAAGAGCUAUGUGUGCCCGGUGUGUGGGCGUGCUCUGAGCUCCCCCGGCUCCCUGGGGCGCCACCUCCUCAUCCACUCUGAGGACCGCCACUCCAACUGUGCCGUCUGUGGAACCCGCUUCACCGACACCAACAACUUCAACAGUGGGAAGCUGAGAGAGAUCCUCAACACAGGCAGCAUGGAGUGCAGCAGUGGAGACGAGACCUGCUCCAUGUCCCAGUCCCUCUCCAACAGCCCCAUGGGAAACCCUGGCCAUUCUGGCCACCCAGGACCAGGUCACCCGGGUCAUGCUGGCCCGGGCCACCCCAGCCACCCAGGCCACCACAACAACCCCGGCCUAGGUCACCAGAGUCACCCCGGCCAUCAUGGAGCUGGCCAUCCCAGCCACCCAGGCUCAGCCCACCCUUGCCCAGGACCAGGCCCAGGCCAAGGCCCGGGACACACCCUCCCCUCCCUGCCGGACAGCCUCCUCCCCUCACUGCCUCCCCUCCCCGACGCCCUCUGCCCUUCGGCCGCGGGGCUGCCUCCCCUCUCCGACAUCCUGAACCCCAUGCCCGUGUACCCGGCGGGGGUGCUGCUGGUGUGUAACAGCUGUGUGGCCUACCAGCAGCUGGUGGAGGCCCAGUCGCCCUCCAUGAGGAAGUGGGCGAUGCGCCGGAAGAACGAGCCCGUGGAGGCGCGCAUGCAGCGGCUGGAGCGCGAGCGCACGGCCAAGAAGACCAAGCGGGCGUGCGAGUCGGCCGAGGAGCGCGAGAUCCGGAGGCUGCGCGACCGUGAGGCCAAGAGGAUGCAGAGGCUGCAGGAGACGGAGGAGCAGAGGGCUCGGAGGCUGCAGAGGGACAGGGAGGCCAUGAGGCAGAAGAGGGCCAACGAGACGCCGGAGAAGAGGCAGGCCAGGCUGAUCCGCGAGAGGGAGGCCAAGAGGCUCAAACGGAGGCUGGAGAAGAUCGACCCGUCUCUGAGGACGCAGAUAGAGCACGACCCCACCGCCAUGGCUGCCCUCACUGCAGACAUGAGCCUCUUUCAGUUCCCCUGCCCCAUGCCUGUGCCCUCACUGGACAACGGCCUCUUCAUGAAGAUGCCCUAACAGGGUCUGGCCACCAGGGGGUGAUACUCCACUGGAACUCUUGCCGUCAUGAGAACUUUUCCGUUCUGCCUUCGGGUGGGUUGCCAUGGUCACAGAGCGAACCAUUCCUUGCUGGUUUACCUUCCAGCCUCUUUUGUCGAUUAACUUGAUAACUCUUCGGUCAACCGUUACAAAAACACAAUUAAUUUAUUACAGAGGACGUUAAGAACUAGCCUGGCUCCGCCCUCCUACGUACUUCCGCUCAAUUUUCAUUUUCCUUCAGUCAGUCUGGGUUUGCGGUAUAUUCGCUGGUUUUCUCUGGCCAAUUUUUACCUGUCCAAUCAGCGAACAGAGGGAGUGGCUGAGAACGAUGACGUUGAGGUCGUGCGCUAGUUUGAGUUGUAG
Messenger RNA from Hypomesus transpacificus, 3627 nucleotides. Its product is annotated as zinc finger protein 821. Lineage: Eukaryota; Metazoa; Chordata; Actinopteri; Osmeriformes; Osmeridae. The record is from RefSeq and is a predicted model, not a curated record. The transcript is spliced from 6 exons. The coding region runs from base 1834 to 3243 and encodes 469 amino acids. Gene Ontology annotation, molecular function: RNA polymerase II cis-regulatory region sequence-specific DNA binding; DNA-binding transcription activator activity, RNA polymerase II-specific. Gene Ontology annotation, cellular component: nucleus. Gene Ontology annotation, biological process: regulation of transcription by RNA polymerase II.